CCCCGGAAGUGCCCUGACCCCCACCAUGUCCGCUCCAUCUCUCCAGAACGAGGUGGACAUCCUGGACCCUCAGUUCCAGCAGCGGUUGGAAGAUGCUCGCACGCUGCUCAGGCAGGAGAUCCAGCGCGAGCUGAAGAUCAAGGAGGCGGCCGAGCGUCUGCGGCGCGCCGUCACCAACCGCAAGAGCGCCGCCGACGUGGAGGGUCAGCUGAAGGCGUCCAGCCGCAAACUGGACCAGCUGCACUGGGAGCUGCAGGAGCUGAACGCCAGGUCCAUGGGGACCGAGAGAGACAGCACCACAGGAAGCCUGGAAGAAGAAGAGGCUCAGUCAGCAGAGGCGUGUCAGUGGCAGGAUGUGAUGUCACCUGUGGCCGGGCGCGUCCGAACGCUGAAGAAACAACUCACCAUGGAAACCAAAGUCAAACAGGGCGCGGAGAACAUGAUCCACACGUACAGAUACAGCUCAGUGAAGGACAGGAAGAUGCUGUCCACGGCUGAGCAGAUGUUACAGGACAGUCGCACCAAGAUCGAGCUGCUGAGGAUGCAGAUCGUUAAAGUCAGUCAGGCCAGAGAGGACGAGCGAGACGGAACCAAGGGUCCGGCUGUGGAGCUGCCCCCCCCCGUGGAGCUGCGAGUGGCUGAGCUCAUGCAUCACAUGAAGAUCGAGUCGGCCGUCUCCGAAGGAGCGAAGAACGUGGUGAGGCAGCUGAGCGGGAGGAAGGUCCAGGACCGGAGGAUCGUGGCCGAGGCUCAGGCACGCAUGCAGGAGUCCUCUGAGAAGGUGGAUCUGCUGCGUCUGUCCCUGGAGAGACGUUUGGGCGAGCUGCCUCAGGAUCAUCCCAAACACGCUGUCAUCAGAGAGGAGCUGGCGUCUGGAACCUCCCUCUCCUACGGCACGCCCACGAAACCGUCCGGCGCCAUGUCCUCCUCCUCCUUCUUCAAACCCGCCAGUCUAACAGGGCGGUUGGAGGUUUGCCUGAUGGGCUGCCAGGACCUGCUGGAGGCGGUUCCAGGCCGCAGCCGCGUGACCAGCGUCCCGUCCGGUGCCGCAAGCGCCUCGGACGGGAAGUCUCUGAAGGUGAGAGCCGGCCUAUCAGGACGCAGCGCCAACGGGAAGAAGAGCCAGGCCGAGGAACUGUCCUCGGAGAUCAGCGCCGUGUUGAAGGUGGACAACCGGAUCGUAGGCCACACCCACUGGAGACAGCUGGGGAAGGAGGCCUGGGGCCAGAGCUUCAGCAUCGAACUGGAACGGUCCCGGGAGCUGGAGGUCGCCGUGUACUGGAGAGACUGGCGUGCGCUGAGCGGAGUGAAGUUCCUGCGCUUGGAGGAUUUCCUGGAUAACCAGCGACACGGCAUGUGUCUGCAGCUGGAGCCUCAGGGCAUCCUCUUCAUCGAGGUGACAUUUAUCAACCCGGUGAUCGAGCGGCGCUCCAAGCUCCAGAGGCAGAGGAGAAUCUUCCCAAAGGAAAAAGGGAAGGACUUCCUGCGUGCCGCUCAGAUGAACAUGAACUUCGCCACCUGGGGGCGUCUGAUGAUGAGCAUCCUGCCUCCCUGCAGCUCCCUGGAUUCCAUGAGUCCUCCGCUCGCCGGCCCCGCCCCCUCGUCCGCCGCCGCUCCUCAGUCGCAAGAAGCUGCUGUCGUGAAUCUAAACUUCUUCGAUGAUCAAGUUGCACGAUCUCCACAUCGCUCCAGAAGGAACAUUAAAGACUCUCUGCUGUCUCCACGUGAAAACAAGAGUCCGAAGAGACAAGCGUCCGUCCACCUGCCGUCUCAGACGGAUGAAGCGCUGCAGAUGGACGACUUCAACUGUAUUUCCGUCCUGGGACGAGGACACUUUGGAAAGGUGCUGAUGGCCGAGUACAAGAAGUCAGGGAAGCUGUACGCCAUCAAAGCUCUGAAGAAGGGAGACAUCGUGACCCGGGACGAAGUGGACAGCCUCAUGUGUGAGAAGAGAAUCUUUGAGGUCAUCAACACGUCUCAACACCCGUUCCUGGUGAACCUGUACGGCUGCUUCCAGACCGCCGACCACGUGUGCUUCGUCAUGGCCUACUCCUCGGGAGGAGACCUCAUGACGCACAUUCACACCAGCAUCUUCACGGAGAAACAAGCCCGGUUCUACUCGUCCUGUGUGCUGCUCGGCCUGGAGUUCCUCCACCAGAGACACAUCGUCUACAGGGAUCUGAAGCUGGACAACCUGCUGAUGGACGCUGACGGGUUUGUCAGGAUAGCAGACUUUGGUUUGUGUAAAGAAGGUAUGGGACACGGGGAUCGAACCUCCACUUUCUGCGGCACGCCGGAGUUUCUGGCUCCAGAGGUUCUGACCGACAACAACUACACCCGCAGCGUGGACUGGUGGGGGCUGGGGGUGCUCAUCUACGAGAUGCUGGUGGGGGAGUCUCCGUUCCCCGGGGACGAUGAGGAGGAAGUGUUCGACAGCAUCGUGAACGACGACGUGCGCUUCCCUCGCUUCCUGUCUCCAGAGUCGGUGUCUCUCGUCCAGAAGCUGCUGCAGAAGAAUCCUGGGACCAGACUCGGAGGUGGAGAAGAAGACGCUGCUGAAAUCAAAAGACACAGAUUCUUCCAGGGAACGGACUGGGACGCUCUCCUGGCCAAGAAGGCGAAGCCGCCGUUCCUGCCGGUGAUCCGGGCGCCGCAGGACGUGAGUAACUUCGACGAGGAGUUCACGCGCCUGAAGCCGGUUCUCACGCUGCCCCGGACGCCGUGCGUGCUCACCGCCGAGCAGCAAGACAUCUUUGCCGACUUUGACUUCUCGUUCAUGAGAUGACCACCGGAUGGCGCCCUCCUCCCUCCAGCUGCCGCGUCAUCGACACUGAAGCCUACACAUCUGGAUCGCCCCCUGGUGGCGGGCUGUGGUAUACUUCAUACACAUCAGGAUUGAGAGCGUGUGUGGGCGGGACCUUGACACCACGACUCAUGAAUCACUACUGCACAGACUCUGACUGCAAAGGACAUCACCACCACCAGAUGGCAGCGUUCCUAUCUGAGAUAUUGUGUCUGGACAGUGGAAGACGUGUCGGCCAUCUUUUAUUACAGUCAGUGGUCGUCAUGCGCUCUGAAACAUGACUCAGCGUUUACUGCCGUAUAUAUAUAUAUAUUACACUCACUCACUCAUAUCAUGUCGUCCAUCUUUAUUCCGUCUCACUGAACAGUUGUUUUCUUUUGGGAUGUAAAAGUCUGGGAGAUUGUUAUUUUAAAAUGUUUCUCAGUGAUUUUUCUUUUUAAUAUAAUAUUACGAAAACUGUAAAGUGUAAAACUACAUGAAGCAAAUCUGAAUGAAUAAAUUGAAUUCAUCAAACA
Limanda limanda (common dab) is the source of this 3318-nucleotide messenger RNA. RefSeq names its product protein kinase N3 (gene pkn3). Gene Ontology annotation, biological process: protein phosphorylation; signal transduction. Lineage: Eukaryota; Metazoa; Chordata; Actinopteri; Pleuronectiformes; Pleuronectidae. The transcript is spliced from 22 exons. Gene Ontology annotation, molecular function: small GTPase binding; ATP binding; protein serine/threonine kinase activity. The record is from RefSeq and is a predicted model, not a curated record. The coding region runs from base 26 to 2785 and encodes 919 amino acids.